Molecule: messenger RNA, 1416 nt
Organism: Penicillium atrosanguineum
Lineage: Eukaryota; Fungi; Ascomycota; Eurotiomycetes; Eurotiales; Aspergillaceae
Product: actin family protein
Exons: 3
Coding region: 1-1416 (471 amino acids)
Biological process (GO): regulation of transcription by RNA polymerase II
Cellular component (GO): NuA4 histone acetyltransferase complex; SWI/SNF complex
Molecular function (GO): chromatin binding
Source: RefSeq, a predicted model, not a curated record
AUGAAUUCAUCUAAUCCGCCCCAGGCUGGCGAGUACGGUGGAGACGAAGUCUCUGCCAUUGUUCUCGACCCCGGCUAUUCUACCACUCGCGCUGGCUUCGCCGGUGAAGACGCCCCCAAAUCCCUGAUCCCAACGUACUACGGCAAAUACAAUGCCGACGGACAAGAAAAGCUCGUCUUUGGCGACGACGUUUUCGUGACCCCGCGCCCCGGUCUGUCUAUUUACAACCCAAUCGGCAAGGAUGGCAUUGUCGAGGAUUGGGAUAUGGCCGAGAAGGUGUGGGAGUAUUCUUUCACGUCACGACUGACUGGCGCGAAGGCCAGCAACCCCCUUCAUAACGGCUUGAACGACAUUUCUAAUGAUGAGCUUCCCACGGAUAUGGAGGUGGAGUCGGAUGAGAAGCCUCUAGCCGACAGUCCGUUGUUGAUGACCGAGCCUGGCUGGAACCCUGUCAAGGCUCGCGAGAAGACCAUCGAGAUCGCGAUGGAGAAAUGGGGCACUCCCGCCUUUUAUCUGGCACGAAGUGGUGUACUUGCUGCAUUUGCUUCCGGAAAAGCCUCCGCCCUUGUGAUUGAUAUUGGCGCUUCGAACAUCUCUAUUACCCCAGUUCACGACGGCAUGAUCCUCAAGCGAGGUGUCCAGCACUCUCCGCUAGGAGGUGACUAUAUUUCAUCCCAGAUCCGCGCAUUGUUCAAAAAGAACUCCCCGCAACCCAUUACCAUCACGCCGCAUUAUUUGAUCUCCUCGAAGACUGCUGUUGAAGCUGGCCAACCACCCCAGGCUAAAUACAAGACCUUCCCUGCCGAAAAAGCACCAGACGCUACUUACCGCGCUCUUCUUGAGGAGCGGACAUUGUCGGAAUUCAAGGAGUGCGUGGUUCAGGUUUGGCCUGGCCCGAACAAGCUUUCUGCCACCGGUCCUACUGGUGUCUCCAACGAGGAGAUGGCUCGCAGCUCUCCCGGCCGUCCGUUCGAGUUCCCCGACGGGUAUAACCAGCUCUUUGGCGCGGAUCGUUUCCGGGUGGUGGAAUCCUUGUUCGAUGCGAAGGCUGCCAUUCUUGACUCAGACUCGUCCUUCCCUACCCCAACGCAGGCUCAAACUCUUCCAGAGCUGAUUAAGGCGUCCCUGAGUGGUGUCGACGUUGACAUCCGUCCUCAUCUUCUGGGCAAUGUGGUUGUGACUGGUGCAUCCAGCCUGCUUUACGGUUUCACUGAUCGCUUGAACCACGAGUUGAUGCAGCUCUUCCCCGGACCGCGGGUGCGCAUCUCCGCUCCCGGCAACACUGGUGAGCGACGAUUCGGUUCCUGGAUUGGAGGAAGCAUCCUGGCCAGUCUUGGCACCUUCCACCAGAUGUGGAUCUCCAAGAAGGAAUACGAUGAACACGGUGCAAACAUCGUCGAGAAGCGCUGCAAAUGA